UACGUCACUGCUUUACGGCACACGAUUUGGAAUGUGAAAGGGCUCUAUCUAUCCCGACAAUUCACUUGUACGCAGAAUCCUGUCCGGAGCGUAGAAAGGAGCAAGGAGAGCAUAUUUUGGAGAACCGGUGUCUUCUUAGCAGCUUUAGCAAUGCUUCUCUCAUUUGUGACGUUACUUCUCCUGACUUUCACCUCUUUAGCGGCCAAAGUCAAAGACUUCUAUACUUUUAAAGUUGUAAACAUCAGGGGGAAACUAGUGUCUUUGGAGAAAUACAGAGGCUCGGUGUCGCUCGUGGUGAACGUGGCCAGUGAGUGUGGCUUUACUGAGGGGCACUACAGAGCCCUGCAACAGCUCCACAGGGACCUGGGUCCUUAUCAUUUCAACGUGCUGGGCUUUCCCUGCAACCAGUUUGGGCAGCAGGAGCCUGGCAGCGACAAGGAGAUUGAGAGCUUUGCCAGGAGGACCUACAGCGUCUCUUUCCCCAUGUUCAGUAAGGUCUCUGUGGUGGGCACUGGGGCCAAUAAUGCCUUUAAGUACCUUGUGGAGUCGAUCGGAAAGGAGCCUGACUGGAAUUUCUGGAAGUUCCUCGUGGACACCAAUGGGAAGGUCGUGGAUGCCUGGGGUCCGAACGUACCUGUGGAAGAAAUCCGGCCACAGGUCACUGCGCUCGUGAGGCAGGUGAUCCUCAAGAAGAAAGAUGAGCUUUAGUGUCAGACCCAGCCCUUCCAACAGCCUGGACUGUAUCCAGGUGCAGCAGCUUUCAGAACAACUGCCCGCUUUCAAAUAUCACCUGAUCAAAAAUUCCAUUCAAAAUGCUCUUAAAUCAACCAGAGCGUUUUGCUGUUGUGCGCCUCGUUUGUGGAACUCUGUUGCGGUUGACAUUAGGCAGGUUGAAACACUGGAUUCUUUCAAGUCAUCCUGUUCUGAAUGUGCUUUUCUGUAAUUGGUUGUAGCUGGAGUGCACUGUGCAUAUGAGCUUUUGUUUUGUUUGUAACUUUGCACAGCGCUCUGCGAUGCCGUGGCGUGAAGGGGGCUAUGUAAGAAUACAUUUGUGAUGGUUCUGGCAAAAUAAAGUUCUGUUUGUCUUUUUAAAGUUUGAACAGCUUGAUUUGCAAGCACUGCUGUUGGUGAAAGGUGUGACGGACAUGGAAGCUGGCAUAUUCCACUUUGGAGGGGCUUCACAAACUAAGAAGCCAAGAAAGACAAGAAACCCUGACUGUAAAGAAACCCUGACUGUAAAAACUUUGUACUUGCUAGCGGCUGUUGCUCCUAACUAGUAGUGGAGCCUCCUGGUGUAUUCAGUUUAUGUGCGGACCAAAGAGGUGGAGGUGGUAAAGUAGAUAUUAAUCAUUUAUUAGCAGGAUCAUUAGAUCAAAUGAAAGAGAUUUAUUCAAGAAAUAAAGUCCAACAUUUCAACAAAA
Acipenser ruthenus (sterlet) is the source of this 1421-nucleotide messenger RNA. Its product is annotated as glutathione peroxidase 7-like. The record is from RefSeq and is a predicted model, not a curated record. The coding region runs from base 151 to 708 and encodes 185 amino acids. The transcript has 3 exons. Lineage: Eukaryota; Metazoa; Chordata; Actinopteri; Acipenseriformes; Acipenseridae. Gene Ontology annotation, molecular function: glutathione peroxidase activity. Gene Ontology annotation, biological process: response to oxidative stress.